GUUGUCGCGCCGCCAUAUUGGAUUCUUCCUUCCGGUUUUACUGAGUUUUGCGGCGCGUCACGUGGAAUUUCCCUGUCAGAAAUUAACCACAGCCAUGGAAAACGACACUGGCGAGUUCGUUGAUCUGUACUGCCCCAGGAAAUGCUCUGCGAGUAAUCGCAUCAUUCAUGCGAAAGAUCAUGCUUCUAUUCAGUUAUCGCUAGCAGAUGUAGAUCCACAGACUGGACGCAUGACGGAUACCUAUAAGAUGUAUGCCAUCUGUGGAGACAUUCGUAGGAUGGGUGAGUCCGACGAUUGCUUGGUUCGUCUCGCAAAGAAGGAUGAGAUCUUGACGAAGAACUAUUAAUUUAGAUCCUUUGUUUUCUAUCGUUAUUCCAUGAAUAAAUGACAAAAGGGAUGAAAGUCGUCUACAAUUAUUAAUUGACUGCAAUUUUAGCAGUAAGUGGUCGAUGCUUGAUGACAGAAGCGAUUCGAGUGACUUUUAUUAUACAUUUGGUACAUGUAGGAUAUAUGCUAUACGAACGAUAAAGCAUAUGUACACAUAUAAUACAUGAUGGGAACUGUCCAACUAUAA
This is a messenger RNA of Orussus abietinus, 574 nucleotides long. RefSeq names its product 40S ribosomal protein S21 (gene RpS21). The record is from RefSeq and is a predicted model, not a curated record. NCBI's taxonomy places the organism in Eukaryota, Metazoa, Arthropoda, Insecta, Hymenoptera, Orussidae. The coding region runs from base 95 to 346 and encodes 83 amino acids. Gene Ontology annotation, molecular function: structural constituent of ribosome. The transcript is spliced from 4 exons. Gene Ontology annotation, biological process: translation; endonucleolytic cleavage in ITS1 to separate SSU-rRNA from 5.8S rRNA and LSU-rRNA from tricistronic rRNA transcript (SSU-rRNA, 5.8S rRNA, LSU-rRNA); endonucleolytic cleavage to generate mature 3'-end of SSU-rRNA from (SSU-rRNA, 5.8S rRNA, LSU-rRNA). Gene Ontology annotation, cellular component: ribosome; cytosolic small ribosomal subunit.